Pangasianodon hypophthalmus (striped catfish) is the source of this 3286-nucleotide messenger RNA. RefSeq names its product protein kinase C, delta b (gene prkcdb). Gene Ontology annotation, biological process: protein phosphorylation. The coding region runs from base 163 to 2226 and encodes 687 amino acids. Gene Ontology annotation, molecular function: diacylglycerol-dependent serine/threonine kinase activity; ATP binding. The transcript has 17 exons. NCBI's taxonomy places the organism in Eukaryota, Metazoa, Chordata, Actinopteri, Siluriformes, Pangasiidae. The record is from RefSeq and is a predicted model, not a curated record.
ACACACACACACACACACACUUACACUUAGACUCGCUCUUUCCCUCUUACACACACUUCCUCAUACACACCGUGUGUUGUGUUCUCCGGUCACUUUGUUAAGCACCAGAAAGGACUAGUUUACGCAGAUUUCUUGGUCGUUUCUCUGAGGUGUGUGUUCACCAUGGCUCCGUUCCUGCGGAUCGCCUUUAACGAUUUUAGUUUGGGAAGCCUUCCUCCUUUGACCGAUGCACCGUUCUGUGCCAUCAAGAUGAAGGAGUCUCUCAGCACGGAGCGGGGAAAGACUCUCGUCCAGAGGAAGCCCACCAUGUACCCAGCGUGGAAGUCCACUUUUGAUGCUCAUAUCUACGAAGGCCGUGUGAUCCAGGUUCUCCUGAUGAAGACUGCUGAGGAGCCUCUCUCCGAGGCCACAGUGGGUGUGUCUGUCCUUGCGGAGCGCUGCAAAAAGGGCAACGGACGAGCAGAAUUCUGGGUAGACCUGCAGCCCUCUGGGAAGGUCAUGAUGUCCGUGCAGUUCUUCGUUGAAGAUACUGACUUGGAGAGCAAGGCAUCAACCAGGGUGAAAGAGGACGACGGGAUUUUAACACUGAAUCGAAGAAGAGGAGCCAUCAAACAGGCCAAGGUUCACUUCAUCAAAAACCACGAGUUCCUCGCCACCUUCUUCAAACAGCCUACGUUCUGCUCCGUCUGCCGAGAGUUCGUCUGGGGACUUAACAAACAAGGCUACAAAUGCAGACAGUGCAAUGCGGCCAUUCACAAGAAGUGCAUUGAUAAGAUCAUUGGGAGAUGCACAGGAACGGCAGCCAACAGCCGAGACACUGUGUUCCAGAAAGAGCGCUUCAAGAUUGACAUGCCACAUCGCUUCAAGACGCACAACUACAUGAGUCCUACCUUCUGCGAUCACUGCGGAAGUCUGCUUUGGGGAAUGGUCAAGCAGGGCCUCAAAUGUGAAGACUGUGCGAUGAACGUCCACCACAAAUGCCAGACAAAAGUAGCCAACCUCUGUGGUAUAAACCAGAAACUUCUAGCCGAAGCUCUGACUCAAGUUAGCAUGAAAUCCUCCACAAAACGUCCUGAUCCCACUCUGUCAGACAUUGGCAUCUAUCAGGAUAUAGCCAAACGUGUGCCGUUGGACCCUAGUGCAGAUACUACUCCAUAUGACAAGCUGUGGGAUGGUCACACUCCCACACCUUCCGCCGUCCCACACCAAACACAUUCCACACGCCUCUCCAUUGACCAGUUUGAGUUUCACAAAGUGUUGGGUAAAGGCAGCUUCGGCAAGGUGCUGCUGGCAGAGCUGAAGGGCCGCGGCGAGUUCUUUGCAGUGAAGGCGCUGAAGAAGGACGUGGUACUAAUGGACGACGACGUGGAGUGCACAAUGGUGGAGAAGAGGGUGCUAGCGUUAGCCUGGGAAAACCCCUUCCUCACGCACCUCUACUCCACCAUCCAGACCAAGGAGCACUUAUUCUUUGUGAUGGAGUAUCUAAAUGGAGGAGAUUUGAUGUUUCACAUUCAGGAUAAAGGCAGAUUUGAUCUUUACAGAGCCACGUUUUAUGCUGCUGAAAUUAUUUGUGGCCUGCAGUUCCUACAUUCCAAAGGCAUUAUUUACAGGGACUUGAAGCUGGAUAAUGUGAUGCUGGACAGAGACGGCCACAUUAAGAUCGCAGACUUUGGCAUGUGUAAGGAGAACGUGUUUGGAGAGAAUCGCGCUACCACUUUCUGUGGAACACCUGAUUACAUCGCACCAGAGAUCUUAUUAGGGCAGAAAUACACAUUCUCGGUGGACUGGUGGUCAUUUGGAGUGCUGGUUUAUGAGAUGCUGAUUGGCCAGUCGCCGUUCCAAGGUGAUGAUGAGGACGAGUUGUUUGAGUCGAUCAGGAUGGACACGCCUCACUACCCGCGCUGGAUCACCAAGGAGGCCAAGGACCUGCUGGAAAAGUUAUUCGAGCGGGAACCCACCCGCCGGCUUGGUGUCGUGGGGAACAUUCGUGGACAUGCCUUCUUCAAAACAAUCAACUGGCCUGUACUUGAGAAGCGAGAGGUCACUCCCCCCUUCAAGCCUAAAGUGAAAUCCCCCAACGACUGUAGCAACUUUGACCGGGAGUUCCUGAGCGAGAAGCCCCGCCUCUCACACAGCGACAAGAACCUGAUCGACUCCAUGGACCAGUCGGCGUUCGCCGGCUUCUCGUUCAUCAACCCCAAGAUGGAGGUCAUUCUGGAGAAAUGAAACAUGUCCCUCAUUGCUGUAACCGAGACUUCACCUCACAUACACACACACACACACACACACACACACACAAUCGUAUUCAGAGGGCGCUGGUGCUCUCGGGGUCCAUCCAGUGUUAGACACAGCCACCAUCUGCAGGGUCUAAACCACAAAUACUCACGUUUCCUUGCCCUCACACACUCUGCCCAAGCUUGCUGUUCUGCUCAUAAUGUGAAUGAAGUGUUUUAGACCAGGAAGGUACAGACACAGAUCAGUGUGAACAGAACCUGCUCACAAACAAAUGCCACUGUGCCCUCUAGGGACCAAGUACUGAAUAUGCUUAUGGUUCUCUUUUUCUUUCUCAUGAUCAAGCCCUGCAAUCGAAUGAACUGUAUCUUACGUACUGUAUUUUGGUGUUAUAAUAUAGGAAGAUGUGCAAAUGCUUAAUCUGCAGCUUAUUUGGUUGACAGACAGGAAAACUGCUCCCACUCACAGCUUAGACCUCAUUUUCCACGUGGAAUCCAAAUGCUAGCCUUGUCUGGACUGGGAAUCUUAGAUUGUUACUCUGGGUUUCAAUCCCAGUGAUUCUGCUUACUCCUCAGCAGUGUUGCUUUUAUUAUUUUUUUCUAGUGUUGCACUUUUUUAACGCUUGCUUUUACACAAGGUUUUCCCUUAAAUCAAGAAGCAGGAGUGCUCUAUGAAGCUGGAUUCAUUUAGUAAUUUGAGAUUUUUCAGAUCAGAAAAUCUAGCCUGCUAAUCCAAGAACACACUCCUUUGUUCUAGAAACUACAGCCUGAAAGAAAUCAUGCUUUUGUUCCUAUGGUCUAUGGUACUAGAUUUUGCUACAGAAUAAAAAGUGGGUGGAGGUUUAAUAUCUGCAUAAAUUAAUAAUUGAGAUAUAGUAUAUAUAAUGUUAUUAAACAUGUAAGGGUUUUAAAAAAAAGAAUUAAGAUUGUAUAUAUAUAAAUGUAUGUAUAUUGUUCUGACCUGUUGUCAUUAUUGGGAAGAUAAGGAUUUUUUUUUAAAAAACUGUUAUUACACUUUAAAACUCAAUAUAAUAAAAAGCAUCUUUAUCCCAGAA